Messenger RNA from Cuscuta europaea, 2501 nucleotides. Lineage: Eukaryota; Viridiplantae; Streptophyta; Magnoliopsida; Solanales; Convolvulaceae. The record is from the annotation of a GenBank genome assembly.
UUUUUAAUUUAGCAUAGAGCGGUAGAGGCGUAGACUUACAAAUCUUGGUCCAAAUCUUGAUGAAAGGGAGACUGGGACAGUCCAAAACAGUCUAUAUUGGAAAAAGCAUAAAAAAUAAAGAAGUGGGCGUUGACGCGGUGAACCGGGAGUAUUCCUCCUCUGAUUUGCCGGGCAGGCACGAAACGUAUAAACGCACUUAAAAAUCCCAACUGCCAAAACCGAACCGCGUCAACCAUUCUCACGUCUUUCAAUAUCUGGAUGAACCUGCCCUUUGAAACUCUCAUACUUCAUUAAUUCCUUAAUAACAACUCCGCCUCCAUAUCUAACCAACUGACCGAUUCUUCACCAGCUAUGGCUUCUUCUGUACACUUUCACUCCAUCCUUGCUCUCACAAUCCUUGCUCUUGUGCUUCCAUGGCCUGCCACCAGCGAUAUUGCUCUUCCACCUAUCUUGUCCUCCAUUUUUGAUAAUGUGUGCGACAAAGGAGGACUGUGUGGAAAAGGGAAAUGCAAGGAAUCAACGAAUAGCAUUUUAGGUUAUGAAUGUGAAUGUGCAGCUGGAUGGAAACAAACUCGAUCUCAAAACGAUACUUUCUUCAAGUUUAUGCCUUGUGUAAUCCCCAACUGUUCUGUUAAUUACUCUUGUGGAGAGGGAGAAGCACCUGCUCCUGCACCUGCUAAAAGAGCCGAUCGUUCAAUUAGUUCAAUCUCUGAUCCUUGCAACUGGGCAGACUGUGGAGGGGGAAAGUGCAACAGAAACUCUACACUUUCAUUAACCUAUACUUGUGAAUGCAAAGAGGGUUACUUCAAUCUGCUCAAUUCCACUGCUCUCCCGUGCUUUAAAGCUUGUGCACUUGGAAUGGACUGUAAUAAUCUAGGGUUUGGUUUGCCAAAUAACUCAAGCACUCCUCCAUCCCCAAGCUCAUCUGAUAGUAAUGAAGCUUGCUCAAUCAUCAUGGGAGGUGGAUUUUUCUGGAAGGUUAUUGCAGCAACAUCGCUGCCCAUAUUUUUCUUGAAUUCGAUGUAAAGGAUGGAUGAUAUUUAUACCUACUAUACAUGAAUGAAUAAACAAAACAAGAUAAAGAAUAGUUACUGUGGUAGAUUUUGGGUUGUAUAGAGUUACCAAAUCUUUGUUGUCCCACAUUAGAAAAAUAAGUAGAGUUGCUUUGAAUGUAAGUGCCCACCUCGCUCCAUUAGUAUGAAGCCUUUUGAGAGGUUCCCACGGUCCGAGCAAUCUUUAUGAGCAUUUUGAUUUAUCAUGUUUUGCCUUUUUUGUAUUCUCAUGCAUUCAUACUUUUGGUUUUGGCUCUAUUUUUAAUAUCAGAUAUUGAGGUUGGUGUUCAUAUUCAUGGAUGGAAUAUUUUCUUUUAUUACUGCAAUAUAUGUUUGUUUGCCUGUCAUGUAUGCAUUUAUAGAUAAGCUGUGCAAAAAAGUGGGAUGCGGAAAAGGGAAUUGCAAGGCAUCAGGAAAUAGUAUUUUAGGUUAUGAAUGUGAAUGUGAUCCUGGCUGGAAACAAACUCUUCUUCAAAGUGACAAUUCCUUCAAGUUUCUGCCUUGUGUUAUCCCCAACUGUUCUAUAAACUUUUCGUGCGGGGAAGACGCUCCUGCCCCUGCUGCACCAGAUAAAAGAGCCAAUCGUACAUCUUUCUUUGAGCCUUGCUAUUGGGCCGAGUGCGGUGGGGGAUCAUGCAUGCAGACUUCUGCACUAACCUACACUUGUGAAUGCAGCAAGGGUUACUCAAACCUUCUCAAUAUCACAGGUUUCCCUUGCUUCAAAGAAUGCGCACUUGGAUUGGAUUGUAACAUGACAAAUAAAUCAUCUAGUCCUCCAACUGCAACACCCAGCCUACCUCAUAAUAAUAGCAACAAAGCUAGCGGCUUUAUCGACGGAGGCGGCCUUGUCUUAAAAUCAGUUGCAGCAGUGUCACUAGUCAUGUAUUUUUUGAAGUAGAGAGAUGUUGGAGUGGUAGAGAUUCUACAUAUGCAUCUAUCACCACUCGAUUUGUUAAGGCUUAGAUCUUUUUUCUUUCAUAUUUUUAGGGAUAUUUUGACAUUGUGCCUCGCUUUUUGGGUGAUAUUGGACUAUGCACUCAAUUUUUAAAACUUUUUGACUUUGCACCCUAUUUUUCCUAAAAUGUCUUUGCCUUUGCACCUUAUUCAGGAAUUUUUGUCACAAAAUGUUGUACGAUAGGGUGCAAAGUCUAAAAGUUUUGAAAAUGAAGUGCAAAAUCUAAUAUCCCCGAAAAGUAUGGUGCAAACUCAAAAUUCCCUUAUUUCUUAUUUUAGUGUAGUUUCUGAAUAUAUAAUUCUUUUUUUUGUAAAAAUAAUUUGAGUGCGGACAGGGAUUCGUUUGCUUUAUUGUCGAUCAAACAUCGUAAAUUGUAAUUUGUCUUAUAAUUCGGGACGGAGGGAGUAUAUGAUAUAUAGGACAAUGAAAUACUUGGGGACUAGGGUAAGGAACCAAUGAUUUUAAUGAGUAUGUAACAUGUUUAUUAGUGAACA